Messenger RNA from Ahaetulla prasina, 2231 nucleotides. RefSeq names its product Zic family member 3 (gene ZIC3). Gene Ontology annotation, biological process: regulation of transcription by RNA polymerase II; central nervous system development. The transcript is spliced from 3 exons. The coding region runs from base 128 to 1627 and encodes 499 amino acids. Lineage: Eukaryota; Metazoa; Chordata; Lepidosauria; Squamata; Colubridae. The record is from RefSeq and is a predicted model, not a curated record. Gene Ontology annotation, cellular component: nucleus. Gene Ontology annotation, molecular function: RNA polymerase II cis-regulatory region sequence-specific DNA binding; DNA-binding transcription factor activity, RNA polymerase II-specific.
CCCGCGUUGUCGGGAGGGGAGGGGGCGUCCCUCCGGCGUCCACGGAAGGAAGAGGCGAGAGAGGAUCGCUGCCGUGGAUCGACGCCGCCGCCCGCUCCGUUCCCUCGCGGCCGUCUGAAGGAGGACGAUGGCCAUGCUGCUGGAUGGCGGGCCCCAGUUCCCCACCUUGGGGGUCGGGGGCUUUGCGGCCUCUCGCCCUCACCCGCACGACGUGGCCAUGGGGCUCAACCACCCUCCUUUCGCCGAGCCUCCGUUCAAACUCAGCCCCGCCGCCCACGAGCUGGCCUCGGGUCAGGGAUCCGCAUUUACGCCGCAAGCUUCGGGCUUCGCGCACCACCACCACCCGACCCAUCAUCCGCACCACCACCACCAUCCUCCGCCGCCCCCUCACCCUCACGCCGCCGCUGCAGCCGCCGCCGCCGCCGCCGCCGGCCAGGUGCCUUCUCCUUACGUGGCCGCCUUUAAUUCCACGCGGGACUUUCUCUUCCGCAACCGCGGGGGCUGCGCCUUGGCCGAAGCGCCCUCGAACGGCGGCGGCGGCGGCGGGCCAAGCGGGACCCCCGGCGGCUCCCCUGCUCAGCACGGCCUUUUCGGCAGCAACCCACCCGGAGGACUCCACGCGCCGGGCGGCUUGGCGGACAGCGCGGGGAGCUACUUGCUUUUCCCCGGCUUGCACGAGCAGAACGCGGCCGGCUUGCCUUCGCCGUCGGGCCCCGUGGAGAGCGGCCAGCUGCACCUGGGUUUGCGUGGGGAGUUUUUCGGCCGGCCGGAUUCCUACCGGGGGGUCUCCAGCCCCAGAGCGGACGCUUACGGGGCCCCGCCGCCUUUCCCCAACUACGGGCCCGUGAACGUGGCGGGCAUGAACGUGGCGGGGCCCCAUCAUCAUCACCACCAUCAUCAUCAUCACCACCACGCGGGACCGGGCGCCUUUUUCCGCUACAUGCGGCAACCGGUGAAGCAAGAAUUGGCUUGCAAGUGGUUGGAGGAACCUUCGCAGCCGCCGGGCCGUUCCAAGAAAUGUUGCGACCGGCAAUUCAGCACCAUGCACGAACUGGUCACCCACGUCACGCUGGAACACGUCGGAGGUCCAGAGCAGAACAGCCACGUGUGCUUCUGGGACGAGUGCCCCCGCCAAGGCAAGUCCUUCAAGGCGAAAUACAAACUGGUCAACCACAUCCGCGUUCACACGGGCGAGAAACCGUUUCCCUGCCCGUUCCCGGGAUGCGGGAAGAUUUUCGCCCGCUCGGAGAACCUCAAAAUCCAUAAAAGGACCCACACAGGAGAGAAACCCUUCAAGUGUGAAUUUGAAGGCUGCGAUCGGCGUUUUGCGAACAGCAGUGACCGAAAGAAACACAUGCACGUACACACCUCUGACAAGCCUUACGUCUGCAAAGUUUGCGAUAAGUCUUACACUCACCCCAGUUCCUUAAGGAAGCAUAUGAAGGUCCACGAAACGCAGAGCUCUGAAUCUUCUCCCGCAGCCAGUUCAGGCUACGAAUCCUCCACGCCCCCAGCCCUGGCUGCUGCCCCCAGUAAGGACUCCGGGAAAGCUGCCCCUCCUUCCACGGUUCAGACGGCCAACCCCAACCCAGGUCUGCCCCCCAACUUCAAUGAAUGGUAUGUCUGAAGAGGGGGCCCUGCCCUCCCUCCCUCCCUCCCUCCUCACUUGGAUUCUCAAGAGACAUCAAAGGACAGCCUUCCGGCCGGGCCUGUUGCUGCUGCUGUGCUGCUGGAUUUUACCGGACACAAAAAAACAAAACAAAAAAGAUUGCCAAAAGGAAGAAGGAAAGUUGGGGUUUCGGGGAGCAGCAACAUCCUCGUCCCUCUCUCACCCUGACUGACUCCACUCCACAAGAGCCGCCAGAGGCUGGACUUGAAUCAUCUCUGCUGUUCUCAGGAUUAGCUUCUUUUCUUUCUGCGUUUGAGUGUUUCUUUCAGCUUUUUUUUUAAAACAAACAAUUCUUCUAGCUCGUUCUUGUGUCCCUGUCCUUUUUUUUUUUCCCUCCCUCCCUUUCUUUCCUUGUCUUUUGUAAUCGACUUCAGUGGAUGUUUCAUUUUUCACACCCGAUUGUCUCUCUCUCCGCCCUGUUUUCUUCCGUGGGAUGUUCAGAAACAAAAACUUGAUGGUUUCUCUUGGCCUUGUAGUUGUGAUUGUUAAAAGUAGAAGGAAAAAACAAACACUUUUUAAACUUGCCAAAGUCUUAUAUUCUCUCUCUCUCUCUCUCUUUCUC